This is a messenger RNA of Arvicola amphibius (Eurasian water vole), 1725 nucleotides long. RefSeq names its product sperm motility kinase 3A-like. The transcript has 4 exons. Gene Ontology annotation, molecular function: tau-protein kinase activity; protein serine/threonine kinase activity; ATP binding. Gene Ontology annotation, biological process: microtubule cytoskeleton organization; intracellular signal transduction; protein phosphorylation. NCBI's taxonomy places the organism in Eukaryota, Metazoa, Chordata, Mammalia, Rodentia, Cricetidae. Bases 1 to 1725 code for a protein of 574 amino acids. The record is from RefSeq and is a predicted model, not a curated record. Gene Ontology annotation, cellular component: cytoplasm.
AUGAGAGCCUUAGCAGUAGGAGAUAGCUCAGUGCAGGUGGCAAUGGCUGGUAUUUCUGAGGCACAAGAUCGUAAAGUCCUGGAACUAGGACAGCACCAACUGUACCAGGGUUUAGAAUCCACAUGGACAGAGACACAAAACAGAACGAAAAUCGUCAAAGGGGCCAUGAGAGCUAAAGGAGUGUAUCCACACUCAGAAAAGCUACUUGGGAGUUGCCCUAGCUCUGAGGCUAAAUAUGUAGAGCUCUCCCUGCAAGGAUCCUUCGAGAACCUGGCCAUGGAGCAGGGAAGAGAGACCCUCUACUGUGACGAGAAGACAUUUACCAGUGUAUAUCAAAUGAUGACCACACUGGGACGAGGAACCUUUGCCACAGUCAAACUGGCCUUCCAUAUGCCCACUGUCAGCUACGUGGCUGUGAAGAUUCUUGCAAACGUGAAGGGGUACUCCACCCACAACAACGAGGUUGAUAUAAUGAGAUCCCUCGUUCAUCCGCAUAUAAUCAAGUUCCUUCAGGAGGUCCAGACAGAGGAUAUGACAUAUCUCAUAAUGGAUUACGCCUCUAAGGGGGACCUGUUGCAUCAGAUUCGCAAGCCGGGAGGCUUACGGGAGUGCGAGGCUCGAAAACUCUUUACUCAGGUACUGCAGGCAGUGAAGUACUGCCACGACAACUGGAUCGUCCACAGGGACAUUAAGGCAAAUAACAUCUUGAUCGACGCCUCUGGGAAUGCCAAGCUCUGUGAUUUUGGCCUUGCGGUGAAAGUCGUCCCUGGCACAAAACUAAAGAAUCCCUGCGGCACUCUGGCCUACUGUGCCCCGGAACUCUUCGGAGGGGAGCCCUAUGAUGGCUAUGCCAGCGAUGUUUGGAACUUAGGCGUACUCCUCUACUAUAUGGUGGCCAGGCACGUGCCGUUCCAAGCGAGCUCUUCUGCGGGAUUGAGGCGCCAAAUUUUGGCGGCAAACUUCAGCGUUCCUCCUCAUGUCCCACUUGAUAUUUUCAACGUAAUUGUGGAAAUCCUCAUGAUCAACCCCGACAGGAGGCCCACCAUCAGCCAAAUCCUGACGCGCCCCAUGAUCGUGGACAGCCAGGCACGGGCAUCCAUCCAGAGUCUCCCAGGCACCCCGAGCCCUAGCAUUGUCAGCACCAUGGCAGGGGUGGGGUACCAACCUGAAGGAGUGAUUGAGUGUCUAGAAGCCCAAAAAUUUAAUCAGGCGAUGGCCAGAUACCUGAGUCUGCAACACCAGGCACCCGUGGGAGAUUGCUGCCAUCACCGGGUGAAAACCACAAAACGCAUGGAUCCAGGCCUUGUCCUCAACCUGGCCAAUCUUCACACCUUUUCUGGUACUCUUGGGAGAGCUGCUGAGCCUACUCUGCCUACCGUCAUCGUGCCAUCUGAGCCCCAGAAGAAAGAAGAUAAGAAUUCCAGGCAGGGUGGCAGAAGGCAUAGCGUGCCUGCCACCCUGUGCUGCACGCCUAGGAGGAUCCACCUUGCCCACCUAUCCCACCUGCGCUGUCCUGUGGCUGAUUCCAUCAUGAACAGCAUCCUGGAGACCAGCAAGAGUUUUUCGCAGUCGAACAUCGGGUUGUGUGGCAGCCUGACAGCUAGUGCCCAGCCAUCCUGCUCUCUGUACCACCCUCUUGAGGCAGACCACAAUGAGGCUGCAAAUGAUGCAGAGAAACUCUGGAGCUCGCUGGGGAUGGCUCUGAAGAGACCAUCACAGAACUGA